CUCUCUCCUCCUCUGUCCCCCCAUAGAGUCCCCAUAGACGGCCCCGGCUCCUUAGACUUCCUGGUUCCUCCCCUUCCCCUCCUUCCCUUACUCUCCGGCUAAUUCGCCCAAAAUGUCGACAAAGACCUCAUCCAAAAGGGUGACCGUCGAGCAGAUCCCCUUCGUGAUCCCGGAUCUCACCGUGAAGGACCUGCUUUCUGCCAUUCCUGCGCACUGCAACAAGCGGUCCGCGCUCAGGUCUGGGUCCUAUGUUGUGAUGGACCUUGCCAUUAUUGGCGCCAUCUACAAGGGCACGUACUUCCUCGACGCGCUUCUCACCCCAGGGAACAUCGAGCUUCCUCACCCCGCUCUGUAUCCUGCGGCGCGCCUUGUGCUCUGGGCAUUCUACUCUUUCUUUGUCGGCCUUUUCGCGACCGGCCUCUGGGUCAUUGCCCAUGAAUGUGGACACCAGGCAUUCUCCGAAAGCAAGACCAUUAACAACGCCGUCGGCUGGGUCCUCCACUCCGCACUGGGCGUUCCUUACCACGCGUGGCGUAUCACGCACGCGAAGCAUCAUGCUUCCACUGGCCACAUGACGCAGGAUCAGGUCUUCGUUCCCCGCACUCGUUCUGAACUUAGUCUCCCUCCGUUUGACCCCACCAAGGAGGACCUCGCCGGUUCCAGCGUCUCGGAGGAGGUUAUGAAGGAACUUUGGGACGCGCUUGGCGACUCUCCCAUCGGUGCCAUCUAUGGAUCGCUCCGUUACCUCGUUGGUGGCUGGCCCGCGUACCUCAUCGUGAACGCUUCCGGCCAACCGCGGUACCCUAAGGAGACGAACCACUUUGACCCUGCUGCUGUCAUGUUCCGCCCUGACCAGCGCGGCCAGAUCAUCAUCUCCAACGCCGGAAUCUUCCUCUGGAUGGCCGCUGUUGGGUACUCUAUCUAUCAAUGGGGUUUCUUCGAGAUCUUCCGUGUCUAUCUUGUUCCCUACCUCUGGGUUAACCACUGGCUUGUCUUGAUCACUUUCCUCCAGCACACCGACCCCCUGCUUCCCCACUACCGUGCAUCCGAGUUCACCUUCCCCCGCGGCGCCCUUUCAACCCUCGACCGCAACCUGCUCGGCGACUUGGGCCCGAUCAUGGGCUGGCUCGGUGCCUUUGCGACCCACGGCAUCUCGGAGACCCACGUUGCGCACCACGUCUCCAGCAAGAUUCCCCACUACCACGCAUGGGAGGCGACCGACGCCCUCCGCAAGCGUCUCGCGCAGCACGGCAUUCAGCUCGAGGGCCGUCCCGGUGGCUGGGCGGAGGUCUACCGUGUGUUCAAGGAGUGCAAGUUCGUCGAGGACGAGGGUGACAUUGUCUUCUACAAGAACGCGUACGGCCUCGCGGCUACCAAGCCUGUGUUCAACGACAACACCGCGAGCGACUCGGGUAUCGAGAUAUUCGACAAGGAGUCGUAAAUGUUGGCGUCCCUUCUUCGAUACCUCCGUAUUGUCCCUCCAUCCGCUCGCUGCUCGCAUCAUCGCUGUUGAUACCUCGUCCCUCCCACCUCGCAACUUUCCGUCCUCUACUGUCCACGAUUAAUCCCAAACAAGCACAUGCGACAUCACCCACUCAAAGCCGCUCAUACACAGCUACUGUCCCCCCUCUCCCCUCGCACGUAAAUGCAUCUAGACAUUGGCCACGCUGUUUCUCUUACUGCAUAGAAGGAGUUCGUGCGUCUCGGCCGCCACGCCGUGUAUGUGGGGCAGUGGUUGGUCGUUCGCUGUGCGCGCGCGGGUGCAUCGGAAAAUGCGCUUGUAGGACGAUGUACAAGAACGAGAUAUUCACGGAAGUAGGCUAGAGAGCGCAGUAAUGAUAUAGAAUUCAGAAAC
This is a messenger RNA of Dichomitus squalens LYAD-421 SS1, 1855 nucleotides long. RefSeq lists its product as uncharacterized. The transcript is spliced from 7 exons. Gene Ontology annotation, biological process: lipid metabolic process. NCBI's taxonomy places the organism in Eukaryota, Fungi, Basidiomycota, Agaricomycetes, Polyporales, Polyporaceae. Gene Ontology annotation, molecular function: oxidoreductase activity. The record is from RefSeq and is a predicted model, not a curated record. Bases 113 to 1441 code for a protein of 442 amino acids.